AUGGAGAGCCUGAAGGACGUAGUCAUCUCCCUCAUCUCCUCCUUGGACGCAUCCUUGCACAAGAAAUCGAGGCGGCAGCACCAGCAGCAGCAGCAAGGGCUGCAGUGGCUGUUCAUGGCGAGCAACGCGCACCACGUGCUCAAACAAGCCGAGAGCUCAGAGACGAUGAGGCUCCUGCUCGGCCAUGGCUGGAUCCUGGAGCGCCGGGAGCAGCUGGACGGCCACAUCGCGAGGUACCUCGCCGCGUCGUGGGAACCCCUCCUGUCCUGCUUCCAAGAAGCCGCCGACGACGACGACGGAGACCACCAUGCCGGAACAUCCAGAAUUCCUCUGAUCUGCUUUGGCGCCCGAGCUACGUCGUCGUCGCCGUCGCCGGCGGCCGCGGCGCGGACGAUGAUCACAAGAUUCAACGUGGAAUUCGAGGAGACGUGGAGCAUCCAUAGGGCAUGGAAGGUGGAAGACGGCCAGCUCCGCGACCGCAUGCGACGCGCCGUGGCGGGAACGAUCGUUCCGGCCUACCGUGAGUUCUUGGAGAAGCGCCGCCGGAGGGUUCUCCCGGAGUUUGUCAGGUUUAGUGCUGAGGAGAUGGAGGAGCGGCUGUCGGAGCUGUAUGAAGGGUGA
Molecule: messenger RNA, 621 nt
Organism: Oryza brachyantha (malo sina)
Lineage: Eukaryota; Viridiplantae; Streptophyta; Magnoliopsida; Poales; Poaceae
Product: exocyst complex component EXO70A1-like
Exons: 1
Coding region: 1-621 (206 amino acids)
Biological process (GO): exocytosis
Cellular component (GO): exocyst
Molecular function (GO): phosphatidylinositol-4,5-bisphosphate binding
Source: RefSeq, a predicted model, not a curated record